GAAUUUAAUUUCUAGAAAAGUCAAGUCUGAGAGAGGAGAGAGAAAUUGAAAGAGAAGUGCAUGUUUCAUUUUUUACAGUUUUAAAGAUGAAAACUUCAAUUGAAAUUGAAGACGAGAAGGCUCCAGGGGUUGCAACACAAGAUAACAGCAACACCACCAAGAAGAAGAAGAGCAGCAUAGUGAAGGAGGACAGGUUAAGCAACUUGCCCGAUGAAGUGAUCCAUCGCAUAUUUUCCUUUCUGGAUGCAACAUUAGCAGUUCAAUCGAGUGUCCUAAGCAAGCGAUGGAGGUACCUUUGGACUUCCCUUCCUGUCCUUAAUUUCCACGACGUGUCCUUCAAUGAGUCUUUCCUUUUCCACUCUUUCGUGGAACAUGUCUUGUCCCGCAGAGACCCUUCCACCAGUGUCUCCAUGCUUCAAUUUGUGUGUGACGAAGAACUAGAUGAUGAGUAUAUCGUAGAUUCCAUCAUUGACCAUGUUAUACCAAUGGGCAUUCAGGUUCUUAGCAUCAAUGCUCAAUGUGUUGUUAGAAAUUUACCUCAACUCUCUGCUUGUCAAUCCCUCACGACCCUUAAGCUUUCUGACAUAGCAACUGAAACAACAACGUUUGAUUUUGUUUCGUUAAAAAAGUUGUAUCUUUUUGAUAUCCGGUUCGAGUGUGGGGUCCAAGAGGUUCUUGAUGCUUUCAGGGGUUGUCCCAAUUUGAGAUGUUUGUUCCUACAUGGUUGUCAAUACUAUGGCAAGUUUCAGAGGUUUAAAAUCUAUGCUCCUCAGCUCACGGAAUUUAGCAUAUCGUGUUUGAGAGUGGAUCAAUUGUUUGAUUCUGACUGUGUGAUUGAGCUUUUUACGCCAAAGCUCCAAUCUUUUAGCUAUCAUGACUCGGAUCUUUAUGAUUUUUCCAUUAAGGGUGACCUUCCUUUUGUAGAGAAAGUGGAUAUUGAUUUGGGUAGUUUUGAGCUCGAUGAUGAUGAUGAUGAUGAAUUGACCAAGGACACUAGUUUGUCUCUUCGCCUGAUCGAAUUGUUUGAAGCGAUGGGGAGUGCAAAGUGUGUAUCCUUAUCAUUUGGUAUCAUUGAAGUUCUAUCCAUGUUUCCUGAUCUACUGGAUGGUCGGUCAUCUCCUUUCACUAGAGUGCAGACUUUUGAGUUAAACAUGGAUAGAUCUUCGCCCGUUGCCAUACCUACCAAUGUCAUGGCCUUCUUAUUUGAUGGAUCUCCUGGAUUUUGACUGCUAUUGAUUGGAAGUGAUUUGGCAUGCUGCUUGACUCCUGAAUGGGUGCAUAGAGUGCAAACCAAUUUGAUUAAAGAUGGCUUCCAGCUAAGUCCACGGUUUUACCAUUUUGGGGAUCAAGGGAUGUUUUGCUUGGGUCUUGACGAAGAACAACUCAUUAGUUUACUAAAUAUGCAGCAAAGCAUAGAGCAAAGAGGAGUUGAUCUACUGUUCUAAAUCUGGCAUCAUAUUUGUUAUUAAUGGUUGUUUGGUAAUCUUGUUGGCUCUUUUGUUGCAAGUAGCCUUUUAAGGGAGCCUAUUUGGCUCUCUUAUCUUGUAAAAAGCUUAUUACAUAUGGAAUCUCAAUUAGCUCAAUUUCAAUAUAGCAUAAGAUGGCAAGCAUA
Messenger RNA from Gastrolobium bilobum, 1612 nucleotides. RefSeq names its product F-box/FBD/LRR-repeat protein At5g53840-like. NCBI's taxonomy places the organism in Eukaryota, Viridiplantae, Streptophyta, Magnoliopsida, Fabales, Fabaceae. Gene Ontology annotation, molecular function: protein binding. The record is from RefSeq and is a predicted model, not a curated record. The transcript has 4 exons. The coding region runs from base 87 to 1226 and encodes 379 amino acids.